AUGUCCUUGGGAGCGGCUGCCGUGCGGGACCUCGACCUCGUGUUCUGGGGCGCGACUGGUUUCACAGGCCGCCUCAGUGUGGCAGCCAUGGCAGGGCACGCAGCCUCGUUCUAUAGUUGCCAUCUGCCCAACGUCGGAUCGCCACGCGGCGGCGGCAGAGUGCGGUAUGCCCUCGCCGGGCGCAACGAGGAGAAGCUGCGCCGGGUGCACGCCGAGUGUGGCUGCGGACCCGACGUGGACAUUUUCGUUGCUGGCGCCGAAGACGAGGCCGCACUUGCCGCCUUCGUCUCACGCACCAAGGUGGUAGUGGCUCUCGCAGGGCCUUUCAAGUUCCACUCUGACAUCGUCGUGGGCCUGUGUGCCAGGCUCGGGACGCACUAUGUUGACAUCACAGGCGAGGUGGCCUGGGUCCGGUCUGUAAUCGACCGCUACGACGAGGUCGCAAGGUCCACUGGCGCCCUGAUCUGCAACUGCUGUGGAUUCGACAGCGUCCCUUUCGACCUCGGAGCUCAGUUCGCAAUCAAUCGGCUGAGGGCUCGCGGCACGGCGUCGUCGAUACGGCGCGUCUCCGCCUACAGCGUCAUGGGAGGCCCGUCCGGGCCUGGCAUGCUGAUCUCUGGCGGCACCCUGACGUCUGGGGCCUCCAUGCAGCAGGUGCAGCUGACCAAGGGCGUCGACAAGGACGACCCCUUCCUGCUGGGCGGCCUGCCCAAGGGCGGGCCCCGCGAGGAGGACACGGACGCCUCCACCCACGAGGUCCGGAAGCUGGGCGAGGGCCUCUACUGCGGCCCGUCCAUGAUGCACAGCGUGAAUUCGCGCCUGGUGCGCCGCUCCGCCAGGCUGCUCCGGUGGGGGCCCGCCUUCAACUUUGCGGAGGUGAUGCCCGUGCCCAGCGAGAGGGCCGCGGCGAAGCUCGUGAAGCGGGCGCGCGCCCCCGCGCCUCCGGAGGUGGUGGAGCAGCUGAUGGCGGCGGGCCGCCUGCCGAAGCCGGGGGAGGGCCCGCUGCCGGAGGUGCGCAGGGUCACGCGGUUCGCCACGGUUCUCGAUGCACCGCGGACGACGGGAGCAGCCUGGUGGCAACUGUGCGGGGCGGCGAGGCGGG
Prorocentrum cordatum is the source of this 1102-nucleotide messenger RNA. NCBI's taxonomy places the organism in Eukaryota, Dinophyceae, Prorocentrales, Prorocentraceae. The record is from the annotation of a GenBank genome assembly.